UGAGUAGUAUCUCGAACGUGCCAUGCAUGUAAGCGCGCACCACUUUCGCAGCGCUGCACGCCGCCGCCGCCGCCGCCGCUGCCUUGUUUCCCUCCCGAUCGUGUGUCUCCAUCGGAAGAUCAGUCUGACUGUCAUCCGCCCACUGUCCACACCCCGUACUGAAGGUGUCAUGCCACAUGGGUGGGGUCCCCCCGUUAUACCAAAUAGUGUGGGCUGCCCAUUGGUCAUUUGUCUGUUGAUUGGAGAUUCAAUCGCACCAUAUAGCGAAAGGCGCCGCCGCCAUGUGAGGCGAGGUGGCGUGGCCGGUCAGAGUACCGGGGAUGGAACUAUGGUUGGAAAUAGCAUCAGGGGUGGAAGGGAGGGGAGGGAAGGGGAGGGGACCGCGGGUUUUGCAUACCCGUACUCCUGGAUCAGCGGAGGUCAUGCUGUUGAGCGGCGGGGCUCCCCGGGCGGGUAACGAAGCUGCAGCCUUGCUACAGGCUGAACGGAAAGGUUCUAAUGCGGUAACAAAAGAGUGUUUUUCCUUUUUUUUUUCCAAGUUUAACAACAGAGAAGACGUGCUGGAAUCAAUCCUGCCGGUAGUAGCAGUCCUAGUAGUGGUAGUGGUAAGCAGAUGGUGGCAAUCCCGACUGGAUCAGAUGAUAUAUCGGGAUCUUGGAUCUUUUGUGUUUGAUGAUGAUCUUUGUUGUUCGCUAAGUGAGUUCCAUCGGACUGCCACGACCACGACCACCACCCACCACCACCACCACGCCUCAUUCCAUCUGCGCCGCAUUCCCCGCCCUUUCUCCCCAUCACCGCCCCCAGCAGGGCAGCAGCAGCUGCUCACACCUGUUUCCCCCGGAUUUUUUUCCUCGUAUGAAAUCAUCUUUGAGUAAAAAAUCUCUGGGCAUUUAGAGUUGGCCUCUCUCCUGCUUGCUUGUCGCCUGGGCUGUGUCCUGCCCCUUUCGUUGACUCAUUGGAGGAGGAAAACUGCUUCAUUACUGUGGAACUGGGAUUACAGCAUCCCGGCUUUGGAUCGAAAAGAGAGUUGGAAUUGACCCGUCAAUCCUCACCCAGCAAAAAAGGGCUGGACUGGGGGGU
Messenger RNA from Kockovaella imperatae, 1080 nucleotides. RefSeq lists its product as hypothetical. The coding region runs from base 321 to 875 and encodes 184 amino acids. The record is from RefSeq and is a predicted model, not a curated record. The transcript is spliced from 2 exons. Lineage: Eukaryota; Fungi; Basidiomycota; Tremellomycetes; Tremellales; Cuniculitremaceae.